This is a messenger RNA of Coregonus clupeaformis (lake whitefish), 1474 nucleotides long. RefSeq names its product ADP-ribosylation factor-like protein 6-interacting protein 4. The transcript has 5 exons. NCBI's taxonomy places the organism in Eukaryota, Metazoa, Chordata, Actinopteri, Salmoniformes, Salmonidae. Bases 169 to 933 code for a protein of 254 amino acids. The record is from RefSeq and is a predicted model, not a curated record.
AGCGGACACACUUCCUAAAGAUCCGGAAAAACACGGGGGAAAAAAACAGUUGCACAAUCUAUUUAUUUUGGAGUGGACAUGUUUUUUUAUUUCUCCAUUUAUUUGCAGAAACAUAGGCAAUUUCUUUUAGAGGCAUACGAUUAAUUGAUUUACCUAACAUUUUCGACUAUGGAGCGCAGUAGAUCGCGCGACAGUUCCGCCGAUACGACCAAGAGCACAAGCAGACAAGGCGGAGAGAAAAAAACAUCCAAAAAGAAAAAGCGAAGACGUUCCUCUUCAUCUUCCUCUUCGUCCAGCAGCAGUGCAAGUCCGACCCCUUUAAAGAAAGCCUCACGUUCCCUCAGCAAGAACCAAGAUGGGAAAGGGAAGAAAAAAAAGAAAAGUUCAUCUUCCUUGUCAAGCUCUUCUUCAUCCUCAUCGUCCUCCUCAUCAAGUGAUGAAAAGGCCAAGAGGAAGGAAAAGAAAAGGAAAAAAUUAAAGAAGAAGUUAAAGAAGAAAAGAAAGUUGAAGAAAGAGAUGAAAUUGGAGAAGAAGAAAAAUAAGAAGUUAAAGCAAUUGGAAGAAAGAAGAGCAUCCCUGCUUGUAGAUUUGAUGCCCCCUCCAGCCCCCCCUCAGGCUCAAGGCAGUGCCCCGCAGCCCUUCCUGGAGUUGUGGCAGAGUGAUGAUAGCACAGAAGAUCACGGACCAGCAAUGACAGAUGAGCAGAAAGCCAGGCUAUCCACCAAGCGGCCCCUAACAAAGGAGGAGUAUGAGGCUAAGCAGAGUGUCAUCCGCAGGGUGGUAGAUCCUGAGACUGGACGCACCAGGCUGAUAAGGGGAGAAGGAGAGAUCAUUGAGGAGAUUGUCAGUAGAGAGAGACACAAAGAGAUCAACAAGCAAGCCACAAAGGGAGACGGAAACUCCUUUCAGAAGAAACUAGGAUUGAACAGGUAGAGGAUCACCCCUGAUGCCAAAUGUAUGGUAGAAAGGAGGAAGGAGCCAUUAAUACUAUUCUGUAUAGAUAGGACAGGAGAAUACAUCUCCAGUGAAUGUUUGGCUGGACCACAUUUGUGACAUGAUCACUACAUGUCUCCAAAAUGAAAGUGCAAAACAACCCUUUCUGUGCCUAUCUAUGACUGUACUGUGAGUGUGACUCAAUCAUAUGAUGUUUGGUCACACUUUAAAUAAAGUUUGGCCAGACUUUAUGUUUAAUUGCUCAAAUUAAAUGUAAUAACAUUACAUUUUGAUUUUACUUGACCAGCAUUCUUUCAUCACAAUUCACUUUGGACUUUCUCUGAAUGCAUCAGAACUUCAGAAUGGCCAUGAUGGCCUGACUGUCAAUGUUUUCAUAUUCAAUUCUAUUAUACAUGCAUUCAAACUGCACCCAAAAACAAGUCAACUGUGUAAUGCCGUUUACUUAAAAAAAAUUGUACCAUACACACUGAACAAAAUUAUAAACGUAACAUGUAAAGUGCUGGUCCCAUGUUUCAUGAGC